AAAAUCCCGGCGCCUUCUCCAAAUCCAACACCACGCCAAAUCAACUGCACAUAAAAUGAGAUGUAGUAGCUGUCUCAUAUCUCCAAUCUCCACCAUUAGAGCUUCAGAACCCUAGGGAAUAAUCUGUGGGAGGAAAAAGAGUUUGGGAAAAUCGGAAUGUCGGAGGCCCAGAGCGCUACGAGGUUGCUGAAUCCAUGGGUUUUUCAUCUCCAGAAGCUUGGACUCGAGCUCAAAUGUCCUAUCUGUUUGGACUUGCUGAAUAAACCUGUCCUGCUUCCUUGCAACCACAUCUUCUGCAAUUUUUGCGUACCAAAAUCGUGCCAGUGUCCUGCAUGCCAGCAACACUACACCGAUCAAGAUAUCAGAUAUGCUUCCUUUCUGGACAACAUUGUCACCAUUUACAAAAGUCUGGAUGCUACUUUCAACUCGACUAUCUUGCCACUUUUAUCUUCUGAUUCUAGUGCCCCGAUCUCAAUCUCAACUUCCAUUGACCAAUUGAGAAAGAAACCCAGUGAAACAGCAACGAGGGGGAAGAAUGAUUACAGUAAUGCUUUAACUAAGUGCUCAGUAUCAGAAGAAUUAGAUGUGAAUCAUGCUCUGGAAAUGUCGCCGGGCAGCUCUCCUUCAUCUGCUGAUGCCAAAAAUAUAGAAGAUCAUACCAAUGAUCUGAACUCCAGACAUGGGAGUACAGAAAAUCAUAGAGUCAAGAAAUCUUUUGGCGAUAAUUUAGGUGCUGCCACUGGUGGAGUAGAUUCUAAUGACACAUUUCAUGCAAGAGAACCUAAGAGACAGAAGAAGCUGAAUUAUGGAUCACCUGAGGCAGCUUUGGGAAGCCAUGGAUACAGGCAACAAACUAUUUGUCAUUCUGAUCAAGCUGCAGUUUCCAACUUCAGUGCAGAAUGCAAAUUUAAGGAAGACACUUCUGUCAUUUCUUCCCUUGCAACUUGUGAAGAAUUAUAUGCGAAUGGAAGUGUUUGUGCAUUUUGCCACUCUUCCAAGAUAACAGAAGGGACUGGAUUACUGCUGCAUUAUGCAGCUGGAAAGGAGGUAGCAAGAGGUGAACCUGAUUUUUCCAAGGCCAUUCCUGUCCACAGUAAAUGCAUAGAAUGGAGUCCUCAAGUUUACUUUGUUGGAGAAACAAUUAAGAAUUUGGAAGCUGAACUGGUGAGAUCUUCUAAGCUCAAGUGUAGCAGCUGUGGGUUAAAGGGAGCAGCACUUGGUUGCUUUGCCAAGUCCUGCAGGAGGAGUUAUCAUGUGCCUUGUGCUUUGGAAAUCCCAGAGUGCAGAUGGGAUUGUGAUGACUUUUUAAUGCUAUGUCCUAUUCACAAAACAAUUAAAUUUCCAAGUGAAAAGUCCAGCUCUAGGAAGCGUCACAGUGGAGAAAAGUGUUCUCUGUCCAGUCAAAUAGCAUCUGAACGGUUGAACUUUUGGGUGACCUCCCCUAGUGGACCUCAAAAAUGGGUUUUGUGUGGAUCUGCCCUGUCUUCUGAAGAGAAGUGUUUGAUGGUCGAGUUUGCUGGAAUCUGUGGUGCUACUGUGUUCAAGUUCUGGAAUCCAAAUGUUACCCAUGUGAUUGCUGCCACAGAUUCAAUUGGUGCGUGCAGCAGGACUCUAAAGGUUCUCAUGGCAAUUCUGAAUGGAAGAUGGAUCCUCACUAUGGAUUGGAUAAAAGCUUGUGUUGAAGCAAAUGGUCCUGUGGAUGAAGAACCUUAUGAAGUUAAUCUGGAUAAUCAUGGUUGCCGUAAUGGUCCCAGAAAUGGCAGAUUAAGGGCGUCAAAUAAUGCUCCCAAGCUUUUCGAUGGUCUGAGCUUUUAUUUCAAUGGGGACUUCGUCCCAUCUUACAAGGAUGAUCUCUUAGAGUUAGUUAGAGUUGGUGGAGGAACCAUUAUUGAGAGCACGGAGCAGACAGUUGCACAAGAACCCAAUCCACAAAUGGUUUCUACAACUUUUGUUGUUUAUAGUCACGAUCACCCUCAGGGAUGUCUAGCAACAGAAUCGAGUUCUUUUGUCUUGAAAAGAUUAGCAGAGGCGGAGCUUGUGGCAAAAGACAUGGAUGCGCAGGUCAUUCCACACACAUGGAUCUUGGAGUCAAUAGCUGCAUGCAGGGUGUUGCCUUGUCCCUAAUCUUAAUCAUGCUGCUACUCAUAUAUAUUUAACUUAUGGAUAG
Molecule: messenger RNA, 2167 nt
Organism: Sesamum indicum (sesame)
Lineage: Eukaryota; Viridiplantae; Streptophyta; Magnoliopsida; Lamiales; Pedaliaceae
Gene: BARD1
Product: breast cancer associated RING 1
Biological process (GO): positive regulation of transcription by RNA polymerase II; double-strand break repair via homologous recombination
Cellular component (GO): BRCA1-A complex; BRCA1-BARD1 complex
Molecular function (GO): ubiquitin-protein transferase activity
Source: RefSeq, a predicted model, not a curated record